AUGAAUCAAGAUAAAGAGAUAUCUAAGGAUGCAUUCGAUGUAAUAAUAAGAACUGUUCAAGAUAGAAAGGACUUUGGCUCCAAGUCGAUGGAAGACCUUCCAAUGAAUUUAUUUUCUUACAGGUUCUUUCACCUAGAAGAAAUAUCUCUUGCCGAUGGAAUAUCGGCAGCUAUAAAAACGAUUCUGAGAGAUUCUAGGUUUAGUCUUCUUGGGGUGAGUCCGGAGACAUUGGACUCCUUUUUUUCAUUUUCAUUUUUUCAUAUGCUUCCCCAUAAGUACCACAACCUUGAUCAUUUGAUAAACACACUAUAUUUUGGGGACUUUAUUCUUCAAAGACUGGAGAAGAAAUACUCUUUACCGAUAAUGGAUAAGAUGUGCUUGAUGAUAGCGCUUGUACUACACGAUAUAGGGCAUCCUGGAGAGAAAAACCGAGAAAAGAUCGAAAGACUGUCGAGCCUGUACGGGAACUCUGAUGAAACAAUGUCCUUUGAACUGAUCCAUGCAACUAUAUGCAAAAGGAUUAUCAGCAAGUAUAGGCAUGCACUGUUUGGAGACCUGGAGGAUGAAGAGAUGAGGGAAAAAUUGAACUUCAUCAAAGAAAUGAUAUUUGCAACGGACUUGAAGAUGAACAAAGAGAUAAUCGAGGAGUUCAAUACUAAAUACUUUGAGGAAAGGAAAGGGAGAAAGAUAAGGAACAAGGCGGCUGGAGAAAUAUCGGAGAUCGAGCUCAAAAUGAUCGUGAAGAUAGCCGAUCUUGGAUCGUGCUACAAGGACUACAGAAUCUUCAACAAGAACUCGAUUGCAUUCUGGUCGGAGAUGUACGACGAUGAUAAUUAUCGUAGAACCCUUCAAGACAUAUCUGAAGAUGUCAAUCUGUUGGAGAAGAUAUCGAUUCCUCUGGCAGACUCGUUUUCCCUAGUGUUUGAAGACUUCAGAUUCCUAUACAAUCAAGCCCUCUCGAACUUGGAGGAACACAAGAAGUACUACAAGAGGCUUGAGGAGGAGUGGAAAUCAGGGCCCCCACCGGGAAGAGAUAAGAUGUCUUUAAAAUAA
Molecule: messenger RNA, 1053 nt
Organism: Encephalitozoon intestinalis ATCC 50506
Lineage: Eukaryota; Fungi; Microsporidia; Unikaryonidae
Exons: 1
Coding region: 1-1053 (350 amino acids)
Biological process (GO): signal transduction
Molecular function (GO): 3',5'-cyclic-nucleotide phosphodiesterase activity
Source: RefSeq, a predicted model, not a curated record